This is a messenger RNA of Anopheles cruzii, 1943 nucleotides long. Its product is annotated as sterol O-acyltransferase 1. Gene Ontology annotation, biological process: cholesterol metabolic process. NCBI's taxonomy places the organism in Eukaryota, Metazoa, Arthropoda, Insecta, Diptera, Culicidae. The record is from RefSeq and is a predicted model, not a curated record. Gene Ontology annotation, cellular component: endoplasmic reticulum membrane. The transcript is spliced from 5 exons. Bases 87 to 1823 code for a protein of 578 amino acids.
AUCGGGUCGAGAAGGGUUGUUUGGUGUUAUCUGUAGUAUUUUGUCGUCCCUGUACUCUGGACCUGUUGUGACUUUUCUCGUGCACAAUGAGCAGCGAUACGGGAAGUGGAAGUGAAAGUUCUGGAUCGAGCACCAGCGAUGGAGCCACGAAGCCGAUCGUGCAAAACGCUAUCGGUGAUCGCGCCCAACGAGAGUAUCGCGAAGAAAUAGUCAAAGAUAUGGCCAUCGAGAAAAUGAAGGAGAAAAUGGAUAAAAUUGUCACGAAGCUAGGCAAGGACAUCGAGCAGAAGAUGGACAUUGCGGUGGAUGACCUGUUUGCGGAGGUGAAGCAGUUCAAUCUGAAAAAUUACGAACUCAAGCAACUGUUCAACGAAAAGUCCGCCGAAGGAGUGAAGCGUGGCCAUCACGGGGGACGGAAAGGUGCGCGAUCGGAUGGCAAGCUGCCGGAGAAGGAGUUCAUUGCCCGGAACUCUCUGCUGACGGACCUGUUCGAAGUGAAGCACAUUAAAACGAUUUAUCACAUUUUCGUCGUCAUCCUGAUCAUCCUGUUCCUCAAUACGGUCGUGCACGAUUUCGUUGACACGGGAAGCAUCAAUCUUGGAUUCCGACCGAUUGUUGCUGGGUUUGGAAAGUUUCACAUCGCCCUCAUGCUGUGGUCCUGUAUGCAAGUGUCCACCUUUCUCCUGUAUCCCUGCUUCCGGUUGUGGGCGGCCGGCCGUGAAAAGGUCGCGCAAGCUUCCAGUGUUCGAAAGCUGUGGGACAUCGUCGCCCUCGGUAUGUUCGUUUCGUACCAGUGUGCGUUUGUUGUGCUCUCCAUCAAGGGUCUGCUGUGGCAUGAUCUGCCGCCUGCGUCUUCCACUGCCUACCUCAUGGAAAUGACACGCUUCCUGAUGAAGGCGCACGCCUUCAUACGCAGCAAUGCACCGCGUGCUCUAGCCGCGGGGGCAGCGAAAAAACACUCAGAGUCGAAACCUACCAAUCCCGACACGUUUCGUACCGGGCUACCGUCCUUUGGGAAGUACACUUACUUCCUGUUUGCACCGACACUCGUCUACCGGGACGAGUAUCCGCGUACGAAACAAAUCCGUUGGCGGAUCGUCGCCCGCCAUGCGCUAGAGGUGGUCGGCGUCAUCUUCUACAUCAGCUUCAUACUGGAGCGCUUCCUUGCGCCACUGUUUGAAAAGUUUGGCCACGCCAAGAUCAGUUCCGGGAGUUUUGUUUUGUCUCUGUUCGGUAGCAUCAUGCCCGGGUCGCUGUCGUUCCUGUGCGCCUUCUACUGCUUGUUGCACGCGUGGAUGAACGGAAGUGCCGAGUUGCUGCGCUUCGCGGACCGGAUGUUCUACCGUGACUGGUGGAAUGAGUCCACGUUCGCCGGCUACAUUCGAUCGUGGAAUGUGGUGGUUCACGACUGGCUCUACACGUACGUGUACAAGGAUUGUGUGGAAAAUGUGUUCCGCAUCUGCCGACCGUUGGCGACCGUGGCCGUGUUCACCCUGUCCGCGGUGUUUCAUGAAGUGAUCCUGGCGUUCAGCUUCCGGUUCUUCUACCCGGUCAUGUUUGUGCAGUUCGAGUUUAUGGGUUUGCUGUUGAUGUUUGUGACGCGCGGGUUGGGCAAGGAUGUCGGUAACGUUCUGCUGUGGCUCAUGUUGUCCAUCGGGAAUGGACUGCAUCUGAGCUUGUACAACAUGGAGUACUACGCCCGCCGUAACUGCCCGGAUAUUGGCAAUUCGGUAGUUGCCUACCUUGUGCCCGUAUCGUGGAGUUGUAAUGGUAUUUCGCAUAACCCCAACUGGACCAUAACAGCACCGUGGAGCAUGGCUUAAGGAUGAUAGACGACGAACCGGAAGACUGAUUAGUGUAGGGUAAUUUAGACGCGUUCCAAGCGGCGAUAGCAAUACGUUUACGGUGACCCCAAAUAGACAAUAUCGUAAAAAAAAUAAUGA